UAUUGUUUUGAUCUGCUUGUAACAACACCACGUUUUUUAAUCGAAGUUUUAUCCUUAAUGUCAACAAAAUGGAUUUUGCCCGUAAAAUCCUUGGAAAAUAUGGUUGGAAAGAAGGUGAAGGUCUGGGCAAGAACAAUGAUGGCAUUGCUAAACCCUUGAGAGCGACUCUUAAAUUUGAUAACUCUGGUUUUGGGGCGGACCAAGCUGCUGCAGACUUCAACAAUCAUUGGUGGGAAAGAGUAUUCAAUGAUGCUGCCAACAAUGUUGAAGUUAACAAAGAUGGUCAGUCAAUUAAAAUGAAUCUGAAAAAUGCAGAAGAUAGUGUUGAAAUAUCCACAAAGGGCUAUUCAUUGAAAAAACUGAAAAAAGCGAAAGCAGAAAAAGGAUCCGCAGCAGGUGGUAAUGUUUCUGCGAGUGCCUAUGAGAAUUUCAUGCAGGCGGCUACUUUAACCAACAAAGGUGGUGAAAUUGAUAAUCCUGAUCGCAUAGAGGCGGGUGAAAUUGAAGUCACCCGUGUGAAUGUAUUGACCGAUGAAGAACUCUUCAAAGCUUGCGGAGGCAGGACCGCUCACAAAGGCGCGCGGCAUGGUUUAAAGUUAAGCGGCAAAUUGGCAAGACUGGAACAGCAGGAAAAAGAACUCUUAGCUAAAAUGAUGUCUAAAAAAUCUGUGGGAGUCGAAUGUCUGCUGAAGGAAUCAAACAAUGUCUUGGUAGCAGAACCUUCCAGCAGCAAUGAAAUGGAACAUAAAAAGAAGAAAAAGAAACGAAAAAAUAAGGAUGCAGACAGUGUUUCGAAUGAUGUUACAGAUAAGAAAAAUAGCAUAGAUAGUUUAGAGGAAAUCUCCGAGGAUGUAACACCUCUACAUGUCAUUGCCGACGAUGAACAUGAAAGAACUAAAAAAUCUAAAAAGAAAAAAAAGCGUGAUGAAUCUUCUUCAAACACUGAGGAACAUGAAAUGCCUCCUGUCAAGAAGAAAAAGAAGUCCAAACGUGUUGAUCAUAAUGAGGAGGAGAUGAGUAAUAAUAUGGAUGAAGAAAAAUUGCACAAAAAGAAAAAGAAAAAAUCGAAAGAUAAUAAACAGUAGCGAAAACAAAGCAUAUUUUUAUUCGAUUUAGGAGGAUAUAUGUACGUAUCUAUUUUUGUUACUAGAUUUCGAUUGUGGGUACCAAUCGACAAACCAAAUGGGAAUCGAAACCUACACUGGUUAUGGUUGGUGUAGUCACAUUUGCAUGUGGAGG
This is a messenger RNA of Stomoxys calcitrans (stable fly), 1239 nucleotides long. RefSeq names its product G patch domain-containing protein 4. Gene Ontology annotation, molecular function: nucleic acid binding. Lineage: Eukaryota; Metazoa; Arthropoda; Insecta; Diptera; Muscidae. The record is from RefSeq and is a predicted model, not a curated record. The transcript has a single exon. Gene Ontology annotation, cellular component: nucleolus. The coding region runs from base 69 to 1085 and encodes 338 amino acids. Gene Ontology annotation, biological process: regulation of ribosome biogenesis.